Pediculus humanus corporis (human body louse) is the source of this 2799-nucleotide messenger RNA. Its product is annotated as zinc finger protein RNA binding protein, putative. The coding region runs from base 1 to 2799 and encodes 932 amino acids. Lineage: Eukaryota; Metazoa; Arthropoda; Insecta; Psocodea; Pediculidae. Gene Ontology annotation, molecular function: zinc ion binding; single-stranded RNA binding; double-stranded RNA binding. Gene Ontology annotation, cellular component: precatalytic spliceosome. The record is from RefSeq and is a predicted model, not a curated record. The transcript has 18 exons.
AUGUCGUCAAAUAAUUAUUUUUCGUUUGCGCACGGAGGAACACAGUACGGGCAAGCUGGUUCCUAUCAAGCUGCUCAAACAGGCUAUGCUGUUACACCAGCUAGUUACACUACACAAAGAACAGGUUAUGAAACAGCUUAUCAACCAGCUCCUACUAAUUCAACACCAGCCACCGCUUAUGCUGGAACUUAUGGAGCAGUAGGAGCUGGUGCAACAACUGCUGCAACAUAUGAUUAUGGUUAUGGAAGACCAGCUGCAGCUGCAUAUGAAACACCAAAAACUUAUUACCAACAACCUGCUGCUGCUACAUAUUCAACUACACAAUAUGAGCAAGCUAUCAAACCAGCCUACAACACUACAAAUGCGUACACGGGCGCGACGAGGCAAGUUUCUCAAACUACACAAGCAAAAGCAAAUUAUACGGGAAACUACCAAACACAAGCCCCUCAGCCGGUUGCUCCAACUUAUUCGACAAAUUAUUCAAAUACAGCUCAACAGCAACAAACGGCAACGCAAACACAAAAUAAACCAGAAAAAAAGCCUACAAAGUAUAUGCCAGCCAACACGGCUAAUUAUCAAACUCAAACAUUAUCUCAAGUUGCUCCUAAUUCAGCUGCAAAUUCUGCAUAUUCAACAAAUUACACCACUCCUCAAGUUCCACCUCAGCCAGUCGCAAAUCCAGUUCAAACUGCUUCCACAGCUGCUCAAACUUCUGCUUCUAGUACUGCAUACCCUGGUUACGAAGCUGUUAUUUGUAGCAGAACCUCUGUGUUUAUGGCUCAACAAGCAAGUGGAGGCAAUACAACCUCUGUAAAUAAACCAGUUAUGGGCAAGCCAGUUCCCGGUACACAUUGGCAGACUUAUAAAAAAUCCGGAGUAGUUGGAGCGGGUGGAAUCCGAAAAUUAAAACCCGCUCCAAAACCUCAACAGUUAUUAUAUUGCGAAGUAUGUAAAAUUAGUUGUGGUGGUCCUCAGACGUACCGUGAACAUUUGGAAGGGCAAAAACACAAGAAAAAAGAAAGCGCGGCCAAAAUUAUUGGGACACCUGCUCCGCCUCCGGCUCGCCAUAGUAAUUCUUUAGUGUGCGAAUUGUGUGAGGUCACUUGUACAGGAAAUGACGCUUAUGCUGCUCAUAUUCGAGGAGCGAAACACCAAAAGGUUGUCAAACUUCAUACUAGGCUUGGAAAACCGAUACCGACUGCCGAUCCAGUUGUCGUUAAAAAGCCAGAGCAGCCUGUAAAAGCAGCGACAGUGAAACCCCCAACAACAACAACAACAGCAGCAGCAGCAGUAGCAACAACAACAACAACAACAACUACUACUACUGCUACAACAGCUACUUUCGUAGACGGGGAAUCAUCCGAGAUGGACACUUCAGAACCUGAUAUAGAACCCGUCGGGUUCGAUUAUAUUGAAGACCUCAAAAGCGAAGAUGGUAAACUUGUUUUUAAUUGUAAAUUAUGCGAAUGUAAAUUCAAUGAUCCCAAUGCCAAAGAAAUGCAUAUGAAGGGUCGACGUCACAGACUGCAAUAUAAGAAAAAAGUUGAUCCUCAAUUAGUUGUCGAUGUCAAACCAAAUAACAAAUCAAAAAAAUUACACGAAGAGAAAAUUAGAAGGCAUCAAAGGGAAGAAUUUUACAGGCAGAGAGAGGAGGCUUGGGGUGGUUAUCCAGUGCCUCCAAUGGUACCCAGAUCUUUUCCUCACGAAGGUCCUCACGCUAUGUACGGAAUGUUUUACCCGUUACGUAAACCAGAUACUUCUGAUGAUCGUCAUGUGAUUAAUCGACAUGCCAGUAUUUACCCUAAAAAAGAAGAGUUGGACGCUGUUCACAAAAUCGUAUCUCACAAUGAAAAAGCUUUAAAACUAGUCUCGGAUCUUUUAACUGAAGAAAUGGCUAAAAAAACUGGCAAAGAAGAAACGCAAUCUCGUAUGCUUAAAGGUGCCAUGAGAGUUGGAUGUUUGGCUAAAGGCCUUCUAUUGAGUGGAGAUACCGCUGUUGAUCUUGUAGUUUUAUGUGCGGAGAAGCCAACACGAACGUUGUUGUUUAAAGUCGCGGAAAAUCUUCCUAAACAGUUGCAAGUAGUUGCUCCUGAAGAGAAGUACAUGGUUCAAAAAAAACCAGAGGAUGCUGCGAUCACGAUAAUGGACACAAAAGAACCCCACUACACGGUGACAAUCACUUUGACGUCUCCUCUCAUGAGGGAGCAGCCUGCUGUUGAAACUCCUACCGGUGAGGGGAAGUCCGCGGAGCCCAAGAAGCCUGUCCAAAAGGAUCCGCCAGAUGUCCUUGACAAGAGCAAAUGUCUCGACGCUUUAGCCGCUCUUAGGCAUGCUAAAUGGUUUCAGGCUAGAGCAAACGGGUUGCAAAGUUGCGUCAUGAUCAUUCGGAUAAUUCGAGAUCUCUGUCAGCGAGUUCCCAUUUGGGCACCUCUAAACAGUUGGGCCAUGGAGUUGCUGGUGGAAAAAGUCAUAAGUUCUGCCAGUUGUCCUCUCAGUUUAGGAGAUUCUCUGAGGCGAGUCAUGGAAGCCGUGGCUUCGGGGAUUUUACUUCCCGGCGGUCCCGGACUCACGGAUCCCUGCGAAAAAGAACCCGUGGACGCACUCGGAAAUAUAUCAAAUCAGCAAAGAGAAGAUAUCACAGCUUCGGCGCAGCACGCUUUGAGACUGAUUAGUUUUCGACAGAUCCAUAAAGUUUUAGGCAUGGAUCCUCUACCUCCUCUCAAAUUUAACAGAAUCAAUAGGUUUCUACGUAAGAGAAGACGCGAGGGAAGUGGAGGAGAGAGCAGCGAGGGUAAAUGA